Molecule: messenger RNA, 1144 nt
Organism: Carlito syrichta (Philippine tarsier)
Lineage: Eukaryota; Metazoa; Chordata; Mammalia; Primates; Tarsiidae
Product: protoheme IX farnesyltransferase, mitochondrial
Exons: 4
Coding region: 150-827 (225 amino acids)
Biological process (GO): heme biosynthetic process
Cellular component (GO): membrane; mitochondrion
Molecular function (GO): protoheme IX farnesyltransferase activity
Source: RefSeq, a predicted model, not a curated record
UAGUUGUAAGUACCACUUCAGCUGGAUUUGCAUUGGCUCCAGGACCUUUCGACUGGCCCUGUUUCCUGCUUACUUCUGUUGGGACAGGCCUCGCAUCCUGUGCUGCCAACUCCAUCAAUCAGUUUUUUGAGGUACCAUUUGACUCGAACAUGAAUAGGACAAAGAACAGACCUCUAGUUCGUGGACAGAUCAGCCCAUUGCUAGCUGUGUCUUUUGCCACAUGUUGUGCUGUUCCAGGAGUGGCCCUCCUGACCUGGGGCGUGAAUCCACUCACAGGAGCCCUGGGGCUCUUCAACAUCUUCCUGUAUACCUGCUGUUACACACCACUGAAGAGGAUCAGCAUUGCCAACACAUGGGUUGGAGCUGUGGUUGGGGCCAUCCCACCGGUCAUGGGCUGGACAGCAGCCACUGGCAGCCUUGAUGCUGGAGCGUUUCUUCUGGGAGGAAUCCUCUACUCCUGGCAGUUUCCUCAUUUCAACGCCCUGAGCUGGGGCCUCCGGGAGGACUACUCCCGGGGUGGCUACUGCAUGAUGUCGGUCACUCACCCCGGCCUGUGCCGGCGCGUGGCACUACGCCACUGCCUGGCCCUGAUCGCACUAUCGGCCGCCGCCCCGGUGCUGGAUGUAACCACUUGGACCCUCCCCGUCAUCGCUCUGCCCAUCAACCUGUAUAUCACCUACCUCGGCUUCCGGUUUUACACUGACGCGGACCGCAGGAGCUCGCGGAGACUGUUCUUCUGCAGCCUGUGGCACCUGCCGCUGCUGCUGCUGCUCAUGCUGACCUGCAAGCGGCGGCCGGCCACGGACCCGGGGCCGCCCCAGAGCUGAGAGCGCACGGGCUGGGGAAGCAGCCCACGGGCGGGGACAAGCACAGUUUCCCUUUGCUGCCAGGCAAGAGUACUUUGGUAAUUCUGGAUCGCGAGGAGGGAAAUUACUAGUUUUAGUACAAGAUUAUCAAAUAAUUUGGUGCUCAGUGAUCACUUGGCCAUUUUUAAAAAGUGUAAUACCCAAAGUGCUCCCCAGACAAGAAAUGGUUGGCUCCGUCGAUGAAUACAAAGAAAGAAUAGGCCAGGCGUUGUAGCUCAUGCCCAUAAUCCCAGCACUUAGGGUGGUUGAGUCAGGAGGAUUGGUUGACCCCGGGAGUU